AUGACUGUCUUCAUCGCUUCUCUGUUUCUACCCUACACCAUUGACUUCAAGACUGCCGGUCUGAAAAGCGGUCGUCGCAAGUCUUCGCCCAGCCAUGGUGCUGUCGACGGCUCCAACUCCGGUCCCAUCGUCGGUCGUCUGCCUCGCCUGAGGUCUGGCAGCUUAGAGCUGACCCCGGGAGCGACGACAGAGGACGAGAAGAUCUUCAAGGCUUACGCAUCACAGUCCGCUGGUGAAAUCCCUAUCGCUGAUGACCCCAACGGACCUGGUCCCAGCGAGCCUCGCGCGGUGCCCUGGGGUCACAGUCACAAGUUUAAUCAGCCCCAGUCGAAGGCAGCCACUCACCCAGAGCCAUCCAUCCUGAGCCGCCCCGCUUCACGGCAGGGAUCAAGGGACACUUUCAUGGAUGGUGCGCCUAUUUGGCCGACAACAGAUCGGCAAGGAAGUCCCCGUGCUUUGCUUUCGGCCGUUGACUGGACUGUCAAGGCCGCAGAACAGGGCCAUGGUGGCCUGCAAAACGCCAUACAUGCCGCCGAAGAAGCGGGGGUCCUGCUGAAUAAGAUGUGGGUUGGAACGCUGGGCAUGCCAACCGACUCCCUAACGGAACUGACUCGAGAUGUCAUCGAUGAGACCCUCAGGGAUGACUACGAGUCCCUAACCGUGUUUGUGGGCGACAGCGAGUUCGAGAGCCAUUAUGCUCAUUUCUGCCGCUCGGUCCUCUGGCCUGCGUUUCACUACCAGAUGCAAGAAAGUCCCCGUCAUAAUGAAUACGAUGACUACUCCUGGAAACAGUAUCUCAAAGUAAACGAGGCUUUUGCCGAUACAAUCUCCAGCCGCUGGCAACCAGGGGACCGCAUCUGGGUACACGACUACCAUCUCCUAUGCUUGCCCGCGCUACUAAGAACGAGACUACCUCAUGCAGAGAUCGGGUUCUUCCUGCACACGGCGUUCCCCUCCUCAGAGGUUUUUCGCUGCCUGAACCCACGGGAAGCUCUACUGGAUGGUCUCCUUGGUGCAGACCUGAUUGGGUUUCAGACUGAAGAGUACUGUAAUCAUUUUCUCCACUCUUGCAGUCGACUUCGGAGACUGGAGGUCUCAGUUGAUGGGGUUCAAGUCAAUGAUCGAUUCGUUCGUGUCAAAAACCAUCCCCUGGGGAUCGACUACAAGUCACUCAACUUGCUGCGUCAGUCGGUUGAGGUCAAAGACUGGAUCACCAGUAUCACCAAUCGGUAUAAAGCAAAACAUUUGAUUGUUGCCCGAGACCGACUGGAUGCACCUGGAGGAAUCAAACAGAAGCUUCUAGCAUACGAGCUCUUUUUGGAAACCUACCCUCAAUGGCGAGACAACGUGGUCCUGGUUCAAGUUGCUUCCUCAGCUUCUGAAAUUCCAGAGCUAGAAGCCCAGGUUUCAAAAAUCGCAAUGCGGAUCAACUCAGUCUACUCAACUCUCACACAUCAGCCCCUAGUCCUCUUGCAACAAGACAUUAGCUACUCACAAUUCCUCGCACUCCUCAGCGUCGCUGAAAUCUUCAUGGCCACCAACCUCCGCGAAGGCAUGAAUCUAACAAGCCAUGAUUUCAUUCACUGCCAAGAUGGCGAGUUAGCAUCGCAACAGCAUGGAUCCUUGAUUUUGAGUGAAUUCACCGGCAGUGCAUCAAUAUUCCAUGGUCAUGAGCUUCUCGUCAACCCAUGGGACUACAAGCAGUGCGCUGAUGCCAUCACUAAGGCGUUGGAGAUGUCCCAAGAACAGAAGCAGCGCAACUGGCAAUUUUUGCUCGAUCGUAAAUCCCCGUACACCGCGCUGGCCUGGUACUCAAACCUGCACUCCGCUCUCACAGACUCUCACAGCUUACAACAGUCUCACCAUACACAUGCCUUCUCACCACUCCGAGUGGAUGCCCUCCUGAAAACUUACAAUGCAGCCCAGUCUCGUCUUUUCUUCCUUGAAGACGGCGCCAUAUUCGACUCAGAUACAGCAAACCCCCCUGUCGAAACCACUGACAUCUUGCAAAAACUAGCCCUUGAUCCGAAGAAUACAAUAUACCUGACCAGCAACCGCAGCCCGAAUCAACUCGAAAUAACAGCCAAAUCACUCCCGGAUCGGAUUGGCUUCAUCGCUGAGAAUGGCUGCUUCGCCAGGCUUCUCAACACCACCGAGUGGACAGACCUCGUUGACGUUGAUCGCACCGGUGACUGGCGCGCUGCUAUCAGAAAGGUAAUCGAGUACUUCCACGAACGCACGGAAGGAAGCAGUAUCGAAGAGCACCGGUGCUCUCUGACAUUUCAUUACGGUAAUGCUAUCGACCCGGACCUUGCCGCUCGCCGGGCCUCCGAGCUCGCUGAUCAGAUUAACGGUGCGCGAGGCAGUGAGGCUAUUCGUGUCGUUCGAGAUACCGGUGCAGUCAGUGUUGAGCCCUUGUAUGCGUCCAAAGCUGUUGCUGCUUCUAUGAUCCUGGACCAAGGAUCUGGCGAGGAGUUUUCGGACUUUGUCUUCGUGGCCGGUAGUGCGCGAGGCGACGAGGCUUUAUUUCGGUGGGCCAAUCGCUUGACGCGUUCUCAGCCCGCUUCAUUCAAUCCCCUUAGUGUCGCGGUUACGACUCUGGACACUGGUACGCAUGCUACCGAAGCUAGGGCUGUCUUGCCAGCUGGAUGGACCCUGUUAGAUGUGCUGCGGUCACUGUUGACCACAGAUCAUGCGAAAACUGACUGA
Messenger RNA from Penicillium canariense, 2709 nucleotides. RefSeq names its product trehalose-6-phosphate synthase. The record is from RefSeq and is a predicted model, not a curated record. The transcript is spliced from 3 exons. Bases 1 to 2709 code for a protein of 902 amino acids. Gene Ontology annotation, biological process: trehalose biosynthetic process. Gene Ontology annotation, molecular function: catalytic activity. Gene Ontology annotation, cellular component: cytosol; alpha,alpha-trehalose-phosphate synthase complex (UDP-forming). NCBI's taxonomy places the organism in Eukaryota, Fungi, Ascomycota, Eurotiomycetes, Eurotiales, Aspergillaceae.